UUGAAGCUAGGUCCCACAGGGCCUAGCAUGGGCCACUAUGAAUCCACCUGCAGUCAAGGCAACAACUCGUGCCUCUGGAUACCAUCAGAAGGCACUAGCUGAGAUUCGCAAUUCAUUGCUUCCAUUUGCUAACCAAACUGGAAGCCUAGGAGAAAUUGGUUCUAGUGCUGCUAGCACAAUAUCAACACUUUCUACAACUAGUGGUGUAAGUUCUGCUUCUGGUCUCAGUGGCCUAUCUGGUGCAUCUGGAUCAAUAGCAGAAAAAUCUGAUCAACGCCAAGCAUUAGCACAACUUGUAGGAAUGGGUUAUACAGAGGAGCUGAGCCUACGGGCCUUAAAAAUGACAGGCUGGCGGCCGGACGCAGCAUGUGAAUACCUAAAGCAGGCAUCGAGUCACGAUGCAGGUGCACCAACAUCGAACCUCAAUGGACUGAGCAAGCUAAACACAAAACUCAUUCGCAAGCCAAGUCUAGAGCGUGAAUUAUCAUUGCAACGAGGUUCACCAGCAUUGGAUAGCGGCGCAGGCAGCUCGCGGUCAGAUAGCCCAAGGUUACCGGCGGAGCCGGGUCUUAGUCCGCACCAUCAGCAACUCAGUCGCCAGUAUUCGCCUUCAAGUUUUGUCGAACGUGAACCUCCGCCGCCACCUCCCCCAAGAUGUAGUUCAACUCCACCGCCACCACCUCCGCCGCACGCGCCGUACACGUCGCCGAACGUACCUACGAAGAUGCAGGAGAUGUUAAAACGGAUGUCACCUGCACCUGUAGUACCCAGUAGAGCGCCUUUGGCCGCGCCUGGCAGUGGUGGCUCGAUUUCAGGAACAGUUAACGGGGUACAGAGAGGUACGAGUCCGGUGUCAACUAACAGUGCCAGUUCUGGAGGUAGACAACCGAUGAUUGUUCAAAAUGGACCACAGGUUCAACAACAGCUUUCACAGCAAAUGCAAGCUCUAAGCAUCUACCAAUCAAACAACUCAUCGUCGAAUCAAGUGGAACCACCGCCACCGUAUCCUAUAGUCUCGUCUUCCGCGCCGGGUGUAGUGCAGCCGCCGUCGUACAGCGCCUCCAUGCAGAACCGACAAAGUCCCACGCAAUCUCAGCAAGAUUACCGUAAGAGCCCAUCGUCGGGCAUCUAUUCGGGACCAACAUCGGCAGGUUCGCCAAGUCCCAUAACGGUGUCGACUAUGUCGCCGAGCAAUCACAAUCAGUCGCAAUCGAUGGCUCGCCCAACUCCUCUGCAAGCUUGGGGUGCUCGCCAAGCAAAAACUCAACCGCCUAUCAUAAUGCAGUCGGUGAAGAGUACUCAAGUGCAGAAACCAGUGCUGCAGACAGCAAUAGCCCCCACUGCGCCUCAACCUAUUUCCACGACAAGCAGUACACCACCACCUCCGCCGAGCUACGCAUCCUCGAUACAGCAGAAACAACAGCAGCAAGCUCAACAACAACAGCAGACGCAACAGCAGGUGCAACAACAGCAACCACCUCCGCCAGCAUAUCCACCGGUGGUAGGGAACAAUAGCUCGAAUUGUGCCUCCAGUACUUCACCAUUGAAUAUGGGAGUAUCGGUUGGAGUACCUACCACUGAACCACCAAGUUAUGCUACUACGAUGCAAGCACUCGCCGCACAAAGGGGCAUGCAUCAUCCAAUACCACCGCCACCAUAUGGUUCUACACCUACCAGUGAUGAUUCUUGUAUCGGCAUGGGUUCAUCAAUGGAAAGUGGUUCGGCAUCUCGUUCCUCGCCUGUAGCACAUCACCCACCACUACAACGUAAAUAUUCACCAGCACCAAUGCAGGUAGUGGAAAGCUGCCAGCAACAUCCUUCGGAAACUCCACCUCUACCUCCAACAUCUUCGAGCUCGGUCACAACAAAUGUGCAGCGCAAUAAUGGUACUCACUCAGCUCUACCCGAUGGUGACAAGAAGACAGCUGCUGGCGGUGGCGGUGGUGGUCAAGGCAAUGGUCAGUACAAGAUAAAGCACCAGUCACCUAUACCCGAGCGCAAGCAUAUGAGCAAAGAGAAAGAAGAGGAGAGAAGGGAUUGCAAAGUGCGCAAUUACUCGCCUCAAGCCUUCAAGUUCUUUAUGGAACAGCACGUGGAGAAUGUGCUCAAGUCACACAAACAGCGGCUAUAUCGGCGCUUCCAACUUGAGACCGAGAUGCAAAAGAUUGGUUUGAGCGCUGAGGCACAAUGCCAGAUGCGCAAGAUGCUUUCACAGAAAGAAUCCAACUACAUUAGGUUGAAACGAGCCAAGAUGGAUAAGACAAUGUUCACAAAAAUCAAGCCCAUAGGUGUUGGAGCUUUCGGCGAGGUUACACUUGUGCGGAAACUCGACACUAACCAGUUCUACGCGAUGAAGACGCUACGGAAAGCCGAUGUCUUAAAUCGUAAUCAAGUAGCGCACGUGAAAGCUGAGCGAGACAUCCUUGCCGAGGCCGACAAUGAAUGGGUCGUCAAACUCUACUACUCCUUCCAAGACAAGGACAAUUUAUACUUUGUUAUGGAUUACAUACCUGGAGGCGAUCUCAUGUCGUUGCUUAUCAAGUUUGGGAUUUUUAAGGAAUCGCUCGCAAGGUUUUACAUUGCCGAGUUGACUUGCGCCGUCGAGAGCGUUCAUAAAAUGGGUUUUAUUCAUCGAGACAUCAAACCAGAUAAUAUACUCAUUGAUCGUGAUGGUCACAUCAAACUAACAGAUUUUGGGCUGUGCACGGGUUUUCGCUGGACACAUAAUUCGAAAUAUUAUCAGCAAAAUGGUCAUAGUAAACAGGAUUCAAUGGAUCCCUCUGACGACUGGAACAACGAGUGCCGCUGCCUGCAACUGAAACCGUUAGAACGACGAAGGCACAGAGAGCAUCAGCGUUGUCUCGCUCACUCACUAGUCGGUACUCCAAACUACAUUGCACCAGAAGUCCUGCAACGAACAGGCUACACACAACUGUGUGACUGGUGGAGUGUCGGCGUUAUUCUUUAUGAAAUGCUCGUGGGUUGCCCACCUUUUCUUGCUAAUACUCCUGCGGAAACGCAAUAUAAGGUAAUACACUGGGAAACGACGUUGAAUAUACCACAACAGGCCAACCUUUCGACAGAGGGUAAGGACCUGAUUCUGAAGCUGUGCGUGGGCGCUGAUCGGCGUUUAGGCAAGAACGCGAACGAGGUGAAAUCACACCCAUUCUUCGCAAGCAUUGACUUCGAAAAGGGCCUGCGUCGUCAAGUAGCGCCGCACAUACCUCGCAUACAAUACCCGACGGACACAAGUAAUUUCGAUCCGGUCGAUCCGGAAAAAUUACGCAACUCCGAGACGUCGGAUACGAGCAAGUCAGACGAGCAUCUUGACAAUGGCAAGCCUUUCCACGGUUUCUUUGAAUUUACGUUCAGGCGUUUUUUUGAUGACGGCGGUGGGCCCGCCUAUCCUAGUCGAAUCAGCCUGGACGACAAUGACAAUCAAGGGCCUGUCUACGUAUGACAUUAGGCCAAGUGACGCGCGUGCCUUCACCUCUACUUCUCUUAUACUUUAUUUCUUAUGACGCGCGGUCAGGGUAUACGUUUUGUUUUUUUCUUCUUGUCUCUUCUCUCUUUGUAGUUUCAUGGUGUCAAGGAGCCAUACCGUCGGACUUAAGUUUCGGUAUACCUAGUUGAACAGUGAGACUAAAUUUUGACAACUUCCUAUUGUAGGUUUUUUAACUUUAUUAAGCCAAAUCUUCGACAAAGUCGACAAUUGCCUUUUGGAGUUGGAAUAUUAUUAUUAUUAUUAUUAUUAUUAUUAUUAAUUAUUAUUAUUAAUUAUUAAUUAUUAAUUAUUAUUAUUAUUAUUAUUAUUAUUAUUAUUAUUAUUAUUAUUAUUAUUAUACUUAUUUAUUAUCAAUUGAAUUUGAAUAUUGUUGUUAGAAAUCGAUCUUCGCCCAAGAACAUACGUAAUUUAAAAAAUAGGAAAUAUGUCAGUCGAAGGUAUAUUUUACAAAGUGCAAGUGAAUCUAUAACUGGAACAAAAACGCCCGCGCCCUGCGAGAAAAUUUAUAAGACUUGAAUGUACGGUCAGAUUUGGGCGUAUCGACCGUGCGUGUUUGCUGAUAACGUUUUUUUUCGUCUUUUUAUAAAUACUUUAGCUUGCCAUUUAUUCGGAUCAGCUUUCAAGUACGGAGAAAGUAUGCGUGCGUUUUUUAAAAAUGUUUCAGCGAGUACUGUGAUAUUGCAGAUAAUAGCAUAAUCUAGCUUAUAGUUAUUUUUAUUUUGAACAAUUGAAACUUUCCAUAUUGGUGAGUUGGCCAAUAAGUUGGCAAUAAUUUAUGUACUAAAAUAUUCUUUGAAUCAAUUUUUAAUGCUUCAAGUGUCAGUUCUGUUUGAUAACGUUUUACAAAUUUUUUCAUCAAUUUUAUAGAAAUUUAUUAAAUUAUAUGAUGAUUAUGAAUUGUUUGAUUAAUACAACUGUUAAAUCAAUCAAGAAUUUAAACUUUCACAAUUGUAAUAUUAUCAUCAAGAUAAUUCGUCUUCUCACGUAGAAUGUAAUGUAUUAAUUGCAUAUCGUACACUGCAGCUUUUCUUUACUUUGAAACGUUCAUUUCCUUUUCUCGUAAACGCCUACUUGCUCCGCACUAGCAGUAUACAAUAUUUUAUAUAUAUAUGUAUAUAUGUGUAUGUGUAUAUAUAUGUAUAUACACAUAUACAGACGGAGAGACACUUUGAGUGUGAUGUUUAGUAUAACAUGAAUAGGUCUUUCAUUUAAGAUCUUAUGAGACAGCUGAGGAAACGAAGACAAGUAAAAAAAAAGUCUUCGGUUUCCUUGUGUUAGAUUUGUAAUAAAUUAUACUGUUGCAAUACCUUAUUUAUUAAAACCAAUCAUGUAAAAAGUAUUGAAACAAUUGCAUGCUAAGUAACGAAGGGCAGUUGUCUGACUCAUAGUUAUUGUGUUCUGAAAAUCCCGUACAAUAUAGAACAUUUUUUUAAUCGUGUUAAAUGCGUCUUUUUCACGUUAUCGCGGAAUGAUUCACUUUGAGCUUCUUUGUGGUCAAUGGUUCAUUUUUUUUUAAUUAUCAGUUAUUUAUGGCUUAUUAUGCGAAAUCAAGCAUGAUGAGACAUGUAAAUGAGAUGUGCACCAUUAAAAUAAUAAAUUACAAGAUGAUAAAAGCGUUAUUCAAAUUAAGAUAGCAUGUGUGUGCCUUGAAAGAAAAGUGUUAAAGUGCCUUCAAUCAAUUUCACUCGAAACGUCACGUUCUAUCUUUUAAAUGAAAUUUAGAUUUUUAUUCUUGAUAAUAAUUGGAUGUGUUCUUGUAAAGAAAACACAAGAUGUCGAAUUUUUAUCGUUUGUAUGUACUAUGUACAAAAAAAUUAUAAAAUUGAGUACUCCGUACGCGAAUAUGUAUAUUAUAUAUAAAUAAAAUAUUUAAUUUUAGAGGGAGAGGGGGGAAUUAUCGAAAAAUAACGAUGAUUGUUCAAACGAAAGAGAAAAUUAGUUUUCGUUGUGCUCCGAAAACAUACAAAUGAGAAACUAAAAAGGUGCAAAAUACUAAUUAAUUUAGAGCAUCAUUCAAUUUUGUAGUCCCGACUAAUUUAUAAAUAAAUUAUAGCCGAUUGACAAUCCAGUGAAAAAAAAGCAAAUACCUGUGGGAAAUUAAAAAGGACCUGCAUUUAUAUUAUUCAAUCGAUUAUGUGCCAAGACUGUAUGGCAAUUUUCGAUGCUUGUUAUUUGUGCUACUGAGAGAAUACUUUUGAUUCUCGGGACUGUUGAAAAUGUUGCCUGCAAUUUUUUUUAAUGACGAACAAACAUCAUAUAGCUGCCUUGUGGAGGAACUGCAAUUUCGUAGGUUCAUUAUGACUUCGCGUACUACGAAAUUAAAUGUUCUUGUCGCUCUUCAAUACAAACAAUCGAACGAAGCAGUAAAACGUAUCGAGUUUGUUUUUUGUUAACGAGAGUCAUAGCGAGCGAAGCGAAUAUUGUAAUGUUAUCGACAGAAUUUUUUUCAGAAACUUUUCCCAAAGUCGCUUGAUACGUUGAACUGCUUGGUUUUAGAACCUUUAUUAAGAAAUCACACGAAUGCAUAUAAAAAUGAAAACGCGCGAGUGAUAGUAAAAAUAGAGUGCGAGUGAGAUCUGUUUUACGACGCAUCUACAUGAAAUAAAUAAACAACCGUGCGUUGCGAAAUCAAGUGUCAAUUCUAUAUGUACAUUUUUUAAAUAUCUCCUUCCCAAUUGUAAUUAAUUCAAAGUAAACGGUAGCGAGAGAUUAGUAAAAAUUAAGCUUAGUUUUUUAAGUCUCUUAUAAUAUAUUACCGAACUUGUAUAAAUAUUUUGGAUGAGUGUUCUAAAUUAAAAGUA
Messenger RNA from Phymastichus coffea, 6306 nucleotides. It is a transcript of the gene wts, whose product is annotated as serine/threonine-protein kinase Warts. The transcript has 8 exons. The record is from RefSeq and is a predicted model, not a curated record. NCBI's taxonomy places the organism in Eukaryota, Metazoa, Arthropoda, Insecta, Hymenoptera, Eulophidae. Gene Ontology annotation, biological process: positive regulation of apoptotic process; G1/S transition of mitotic cell cycle; regulation of organ growth. Gene Ontology annotation, molecular function: protein serine/threonine kinase activity; ATP binding; protein binding. The coding region runs from base 38 to 3460 and encodes 1140 amino acids.